CGAGAUCUCCGCGCCUCAUGCUGUCUGGGCUUGGGAGUAGGUGCCCUAACCGAGUGGUUUCGUGUGUGCGUGGUGUGCAAGUAGGGACGGUGGGUCGUUGGGGGGGGGGGCAGCUUGCUGCCUCGUUCUGAUUUGUGUGAGCGGCUGCGAUUACCGUCUGUUGCUUGUGUGUUUCUGCGGAUUUGGAAGCUCGUUGACCGCUCUUGCAGUGUAGGCUUUGGACAUGCUUGGUUGUGCUGUUGCCGUUCUGGCCGAUUUGAGUAAAACGAAUGGAUAAACGAACCUGUUUCAAGUUCUGUGAGGAGAUUUCACGUUAGUUUUGGAUGACUAGUCCGAUUUAUGGGUGUUUCGGUACGAUUAGGGUACCAUGGCUCGAGGUGCAGGCUGUUUGCAGCUAACGUUGGGCGAUUUAUCCUUAGGAUUUUCAGGAGAACAGAUUUCUGAUGUCAUUUGUUAAUUUCCAUGAGCAAGAAAAAAUUUCUAAAGGAAUCAUAACAGAAGCUAUUGAGAAUUGCAUGAAGAAACAAGCAGAUAACUUGUUGAAUUCACUGGAGGUCAUAAGUGGUAGGCUGUCGCAAUUGGAGUUAUAUUGCUACAAGCUGGAAAGGUCCAUUGGAGAAUUACGAAGUGACGUGAUGGAUUAUCAUGGCGAAGCAAAUCUUAAUUUCCAUUGCCUUGAAAAGCAUGUGAAAGAGGUUCAGAAAUCUGUGCAGGUUCUUCAGGAUAAGCAAGAGCUUGCUGAAACUCAGAAGGAAUUGAGCAAACUUCAAAUAGUGCAUGAGGACUCUUCACAAAAGAGUGAAGGUACCGCCCCAUCAAUUCUUAUGACAAGAGAAAAUGAACUUACCCUUGUGCCAAUGCACCAAGUAAAUGCUGUUCAGUCUCCUGCUAUGCAAUUCCAAAGUUGCAAUGGCCUUAUUCUACAGCAACUGGUGCCAGUCUCUUUGAGUGCCCCAAAAGACCAGCAGCGCUCGAACCAAACAACCAUGUACUGUAUGCAAGGCCAAAGUCAUCUGGAGCACAGACAGGCCCAACCAUUGCAAGCUGGAGCUCAAUCUGUGCAGUCACAAACCCAGAACCCUCAGCCACAGACUGUAGUUGAGAUACCUCAGAUAACUAGUCAGGCACCAGAGUUCUAUUUUCAACCUCAGCAGCAAUGGCCACAUCAAACAGUUCAGCACGUUCAAUCCCAGGCAAGGCAACCACAACCACAGGUGGUACAACAGCAGCAGUACAACAAUAUUCAGCAAGUUCCAGCACAGGUGGUUCAGCUGCAAACAUCUUCUCCACAGGCUCAUAGCGCACCUCAGGUCACACUGGUAUAUCCUCCAUAUGGAUCUCAUCAGCCUGCAAACACCGAGGCACACACAAGGGGCAUGGUUGUGCAGCCUUCAUACUCAACAAUUUCCUCAGCCCAGCGGCAUCAUGAAGUUGCUCCUGUUUAUGUGCAAAGCAGCGCAAUUUCUGUUCCAUUUGCAGAGCACCGUCAGCAGCCGCAUCAACUUCAUCCACUCAGCAAUAGCUCAUUCGGACCUCAACAAACCAAGGUUGGUCCAUGUGGUGUUGCAGCAUAUACGGUACAAGGGAGUGCACAAAACUACAACACUGCUUAUGGUAGCCCGUCCAGCAAUCCUGCCACUGUUUUUGCUGUCCUUAAUCAACAAGCGCAUGCCAGUGCUCCGAUGGUGCUUCAUCAUUUAGGACCUCAGACUGUGCAAAAUCAUCCGGUAGACAUAGUCGAAAAGGCUGCUCGAAUGGGUUACUCAAAGGAUCAAGUUGAUAGCAUGGUGCUCUGUAUGGCGACUGCCAGCCAGCCUGUAGAAUUCAACCCCAUGCAUGACAGGCUGAGCUCUAUUAGCAAUGGGGUGGCUGCACAGGCAUGGUCUGGGUAGUCAAGAAUGAACAACUCGGCAUCAAAUCACUUCAUGCGCUCUCGUGACUUGCUUUGUGUGAUAUAUUAUGGUAUCUUAUUAUCAUCGGAAUCUCUUCGGGUAUUUCCUCUGGCAUCUUUUUAUCAGCCAGCAGAUUGGUACAUAUCCUCCAGCUUAUUUUUUUUCGCCUGGAGGAUCGCGAUGAAAUAAGACCGUUAGGUUAGUAAAAUGAUGAUUGUUGGCAUGUGUCCUACCUUUUAAUGGACAUAUAUGCUUGUAAUGUGUUGUGGACUUGCAUACGCAUGUUUGCGAUAUAAAGAAGUGAUAAAUUUGUUGGUUUUCACAGAAAA
This is a messenger RNA of Phragmites australis (common reed), 2221 nucleotides long. RefSeq names its product chromatin modification-related protein eaf-1-like. Bases 444 to 1892 code for a protein of 482 amino acids. The transcript has 3 exons. NCBI's taxonomy places the organism in Eukaryota, Viridiplantae, Streptophyta, Magnoliopsida, Poales, Poaceae. The record is from RefSeq and is a predicted model, not a curated record.